AUCAAACCAACAACAUUUUCUUCUGCCUGAGUGACAGAAAUCACCCAGAGCUGUUUGUGAAGAGGAUCUGUAUUUGUUCAAUUAUGGACUCUUCUGGGGAAAAAACAGGAAAAUGCACCGAGGCAGUGAAAGAGGAUUUAAAAGAAGGUGCAGCGGCUGCUUGCGCACAGAGCUCCCGAGGCUGUUGCCAGAAAUGUGUCCCUCGGUUUAUUCCGUCAGUUUACCGCAAUGAGCUUGUGCAACUUUCCAAACUGGCGGGACCAGUGGUCAUUUCCCAGUUCAUGACUUUCAUGAUCAGUUUUGUCAGCACGGUGUUCUGUGGUCACCUGGGGAAAACUGAACUUGCAGCUGUAGCAUUAUCAAUUGCGGUAGUUAACGUCACUGGUAUUUCCAUUGGCACCGGUUUGUCGUUAACUUGUGAUACCCUCAUAUCUCAGACGUAUGGGAGCGGUAACUUGAAGCGUGUGGGUGUGAUUCUCCAGAGGGGAGUCCUGAUUCUGCUGCUGGCCUGUUUCCCUUGUUGGGCCAUCCUCAUCAACACUGAGCCUCUUCUACUUGCUGUCAAACAGAGUCCAGAUGUCGCCAGCCUCUCCCAGCUCUAUGUGAAGAUCUUCAUGCCUGCUCUGCCGGCUGCUUUCAUGUACCAGCUGCAGGGGAGGUAUCUUCAAAAUCAGGGAAUUAUAUGGCCUCAAGUUAUAACUGGAGCAAUCGGAAAUGUCUUUAAUGCAAUAUUCAACUACGUCCUCAUCCAUCAGCUGGAUUUGGGUGUUGCAGGAUCAGCAGCAGCCAGUGCCAUCUCCCAGUAUUUGUUGGCAUCAGUCUUAUUCAUUUACAUGUACUUGAGAGGUCUGCAUAAGGCCACAUGGGCAGGUUGGUCCCUCGACUGUCUCCAGGAGUGGGGACCCUUUGCCCAGCUGGCUGUCCCCAGCAUGCUCAUGCUCUGUCUGGAGUGGUGGGUGGUUGAAGUGGGAGGAUUCCUGGCUGGUGUGAUCAGUGAGGCCGAGUUGGGAGCUCACUCGAUAACCUACGAAUUGGCUGUUACUGCAUACAUGAUUCCAUUAGGGUUUGCUAGUGCUGCCAGCGUACGGGUUGGGAAUGCACUUGGUGCAGGAAACAUCGAGCAGGCCAAGCUGUCGUGCAAAGUCCCCAUCAUCUGUGCAUUCAUAAUUGCAUGCUUUGUUAGUAUUAUUUUUGGCGUCUCAAAGGAUGUCAUCGGAUACAUUUUCACAUCAGAGCCUGAUAUUUUGCAGAGGGUUUCUGACCUCAUGUUGAUAUUUAGUUUCUUGCAUCUGGCCGAUGCAAUUGCGGCUGUGGCUGGAGGAGUUGUCAGAGGUGUAGGAAAACAGUCGGUUGGUGCUCUGUGUAACUUGGUCGGGUACUACAUUUUUGGCUUACCCACUGGUGUGUCUCUGAUGUUUGCAGCCAAAAUGGGGGUUGUAGGGUUUUGGACAGGCCUUACGGUUUGCGUGUUAGUGCAGUCGAUCUUUUUCAUCACAUUUUUGUGCAAACUCGAUUGGAAGAAGGCUGCUGAAGAGGCUGAAGUGCGAGCAGGAGUCUGCGUCAAAGAAGAAAAAGACACGAUCAAGAUGGAAAAUAGAGACUCUAAUCACAUCCAGACCCCAAUCAGUACUAUUGCAUCCAGUGGUGAGAGCGCCGGGGUGGACCACGUAUACAUGGAGGUGCAAAUACCAGAAGAGAGUCAAACCACCAACACCACUACAGUGGGAGAUGUUCUGUCAGUGUCACAGCUGGUGUUACGGCGCGGCCUAGCGAUACUCAUCAUGGUCCUCAUCCUCGCUGCUGGAGUCAUUACCAACACCGUCCUCACCCCGCUGCUCAAAUGAUGUAAUGGGUUAAAUGUAUUGUUGUGUGUAUACAUACACGCAUAUUUAGUGUGCACACAAAAAAUACCACUUUUUCUUUUAUUUGCCUUAAUCAAUAUAUCACAAAAAGAUAUCAGAAAUACCAAAAGAAAAUUAAAGAAUUUAAUUUAGCUAUCUCUUCUGUCUAAUUAUGUUUCUUUCACAGAAACUAUGUAUUAAAUAGCAUAUUUAUUUAUAGCUAAUAGCUAAUAAUAGUUGUAUUUCUGAUUUCAUAUAAGGUUUUUUUUAGUGUUUAUUAAUGUUUGCUAAUUAUAUGUUUUAAAUAAAGAUUAGAUUCACAUUCAGAUACAUAUCAGCCCAUGCAAUAAAUGACAUCUUCUCAGACAGUUUCAUCAAACAACCAGUACUGUUAAUUAUCAAUGUCCAUAAUAGCAAAUCUAGCACAGUUCGACUCUGAAGUCAGAUUUUUUUACCCAUCUAAUCUUGGUGGCUGUUUCUGUGCCUCCCUCUGCUAACCCCACAUGUGACAUUAUCCACUCGGUCACAGCCAAUUCAAUUCAAAUUCUUUAUUGUCCCACAGGGUGAAAUUAGUUUAGCAGCAGGCAAAAUAAAAGUAAACAAAACAAUAAUAUAAAAUAAUAAUGACAAUAAUAGUAAUAGAAAGUCACAGGACGGUCAUUUGCCACUAAGGAGAUGGGAUGCAGCAGGGAUAAAAGAAACCUGGAGUCUUGGUCUUCCUCAAAGGUACUCUAAAACGGCGCCCAGAAGGCAACAACUCAAACUCACUGUGAAGUGGAUGGUUCAAACAAUUAACACUAGAAUGAGCCUUCCUAAGCAUAUUUUUGUUGUAAAUGGCAAAAAGUCCAUCUUGCCAGUGCCCUGAAAUUUUGCUAGUAGUUUUUACCAGAAGUCCAAACUUAUUCUUAUUCUUCACCGUCAGGUUACCAAACCAGGCAGUGAAAAGACAUCAUUCAAUAAAACUACAAAACAAAGACAACAUCUCAGAUGAGACAUUAAAGGAUCUCAUUUUCCUUAAAAAGAACAGUCUUUGUUGAACUUUUUUAGUAGUGGCAUCAGAUUGAAAUGCAGCUGGAUGCCUCUCUUGUGUCCUGGAUUGUUGACUUCCACCACUGCACAGAGACCUGUCAUCUUCAGAGGUUUUCUGAUGACUCUGCAGUGGUUGGAUGGAUCAAUGUGGGUGUUGAGAGAGAGUACCGGGCUGUGGUUGACUCCUUUGUCAAUGCGGUGCGAGCACAAUCAUCUUGAUUGUGGACUUUAGGACGAGCAGGAAACCUGCGUCCCCUGCUUCACUCCAUUGCCACAUACCUAGUUUCAGGGACUAAGAUGCACGGAGAGGAAUGGAGAAUUUGCAAUUUGAGAAAUGAGACCCAAUAAAAACUAAAUGUGGAAGACGAUAACAAAUCACAGCACAGUGUGGUGCAUGACCUUAAUCAUGUGAUUUAGCAUGUUUUGGUUUUCUUGUUAGCUCACAAAAUUUGUGGCAUUGUUCCUCCUGAUGACUGUUCAGAUAAGCCAACUGACCUGACAUAACUCAUUUCCAAGACAAGCAGCUUGUCCACUCGAGGGCUGGCAGCAGGAGUCAGCCAACAUCCUGUUAUACAAGAGGCAUAUAAGAGGUCAAUAGAGUCCCAUCCUGAGCUGAGGUCCAGAAAGACAGUGGGAGUGCAUAAUACAGUUUUUACUAUAAGUUUUUUGUGUUCACAGAAGGAAAGAAAUCCAGGGAAGCCUUGAAAUAUUGUCAUUUACCCUCUCUAACACUCUGCUUCUGAUGAAGCUGGACGAUAGAGAUGAUCAAGAAAACUAGUGGUGAAGCAACAAAGACAAGUAAUACACCCUUGUGGUUAGGAGCGGAGCAAGAUCCCCUUUCCCCUUAGUGGGGUGGGUCACCUUCUCCACAGAGCCUGAUUCCACCCAGUAAUUCUUCCUCCCAGAGGAAGCAUUUGCUUUGCAGGACCUCACGGUCACUGAACAGAAAGACUCCUAAUUAGGAGUUUUCAGAGCAGAGACACUGUAAACGCCCCUAGAGAGUUAUUGCAUGUUUGGUUGUGUAAUUAGUUAUAGCAAUGAUAAAGGACUAGAAAACAAAACAUUUAGUUUUAUAGACUUUAUGACACUUUUUGCUGCCGCUGAAGAUGGAAAAAUAAAAACCUAAUUCAAGCAUAAAAAAGUGCUCUUACUCAAGUACAGCAGACUGAGGAGGAACACCACCUGGUGAGUAAAACAGCUGUGAUCUGUCCUUUUUGAAAUUCAGUUUUGGGUAGGAAGUCAGUCACAAUGUGGAUUAAUCUGCUGUUUACCACCCGUCUGUCUGUUAAAGAUUAUUUAAGAUUAUCUUAUAGUUUGAAUAAGCUUUGUAGCAGUACUCUGUUCAUGUUAUUCACUGCUUUCUCGUCUGUCCAGAUAAACCAAUAUCUGACACUAGAGUACAGUCUGAUCUAUAUACUUACCCAAACAUCACCAUUUAUCUUUGCAAAACCAUAUUCACCGUUUACUGACGCCAUACAAUAAGCAUCGGUGCUUUAGAACACCCUGCUGGUUAUAUGUGGUUAUGUCACUUGUUCUGUGGUUUUACAGUUGAAGUAAUGGAACGUUUUCUGGGUUAUUACUUAAUUAAGGAAUAAUUAAACCUGACAGGCAGUUUAAGGCAAAUACUGUCAAGCAUCCGCUCCUUGCACCCACCACAUCAUCCCUGCUCUAACGUUUUUUUCUCCCUCAUGCUUGUCAUACUUGCAGAUGUCAGUAAAGUUGUAUCGGCUACAUGUGUCAGCAUCUAGCUACAGAAGCACAGCUGGUAACUUUUUUUGAAGUUUCGAGUAAUUUUGGAUACAGUGUUUCAAACACUGUAUCCAAACACAAGAGAAAAGUCACACAUGAAGUUUGUUACACAAAAUGCAUAUCGUACUCCAGCACCAGAGUAAAGGGUGUGAGAGCACUGGCUUGAAAUAGAGGAAAUAGGUGAAUUAAAACUGAAAGUUUUAUCUGUCAUGUUUUAGAGAGU
Molecule: messenger RNA, 4842 nt
Organism: Haplochromis burtoni (Burton's mouthbrooder)
Lineage: Eukaryota; Metazoa; Chordata; Actinopteri; Cichliformes; Cichlidae
Product: multidrug and toxin extrusion protein 1
Exons: 16
Coding region: 84-1844 (586 amino acids)
Biological process (GO): xenobiotic detoxification by transmembrane export across the plasma membrane
Cellular component (GO): membrane
Molecular function (GO): xenobiotic transmembrane transporter activity; antiporter activity
Source: RefSeq, a predicted model, not a curated record